CAUCUUCGUACUCGACGUUAGCAUGGUGUUCAGGCACUGGCUCUCUGCUACCCUACGCGCUAGUCCGUCAAGAGGUCCCCAUGCCUUGCGGUCCUUCUCUUCCACUCGAUGCGUUCACGACAUCACUCUUCCGAGGGUGAACUAUGAGGAGAAGUACGCAGAGAAGCUACAGCGGAGGGCACAAGAGCAGGGGAAGAGUGUCGCUGAUCUUCGCGCUGAGCUGAAGGAGCAGGAAAGGCAACGCCGUCUCCAAAAGCUCAAAGAAGAGAGUAGCAAAGGCCCGCAGCUUGCUCAGAGUUCUCCAGCGAGUGCUCCUUCCUCUUCUGCAGCGAGUUCAGUUUCAACGUCUUCCGGAAGUUCAUCUAGGAAGGACAGCUCUCCUGUGAAGCCGCUCUCCAGCAUACUUAAUCUUGACAAGCUACUGGAGAAGCCGCAUACUCCCGAGCAAAUAUCAUUGCUAUGGAGGGCAUACCACGAAUCGCGUACCGGAGGCACUGGCCGCGGAUUUCUGUGCGCGACCGUCCCCGUCGAGAGCUACGACAAGAUGUUGGAGGUUUCGGCCAAGUAUCCUACAUUCAUUCUGCCUGUUCCCCGAGAGAACGCGCAGGUGGAAGAAGGAUCGAAGAAGCCUGCUUAUGAAUUCUACCUAAUGGAAUGGGGCUUCCAUGGUUCUCCGCCAGAGCCCGCCACAACGAGCGAUCUGUUCUCCCCUACCAAGGCCUCCUCAAAUCCGCAAACGUCGACAAUCCUCUUCACCCCACUUCAGGAGUACAAGCUCCGCCAAUCCUUCGCCACACCUUACCUCGUGUUGACACACUAUACCGACCUGGCGAAGUCGCAUGGUUUGGUACUCCUGCGCGGGGAGAUCACACCAUCUGGGGCCUCUGCUGGCGUGGGAGCGGGCGAAGACGGCAUGAGCUACAUGCUCAGUCAACAGGACGCGCAGUUGCUUGCCAUCCACGUCCAAAGGUUUUAUCUGCAACACGAGGGGUCCGAGGAGAGAGCCGCGCUGCUCAAGACGUUCCACGAAGCACCGGAGCAGUUCAAAUGGGAAAAGCUGUUGGUCCAUACAGACUUCUCUGCCUAAAGCGACGUUUCAGCGUUUUCCAUCGGGUUUCUCGGUCGAAGACGCGUCCGCGUGGAGGACACGCAUCAGACCGCCUACGACUGAUAGCUAGACAACCUAGUACGGAUGUCAUUGAUUUCUGACAGCGUAUUGCUCAUCGGACUCGCCUCAGAUAUUGAUUAGACGCCAA
This is a messenger RNA of Dichomitus squalens LYAD-421 SS1, 1256 nucleotides long. RefSeq names its product ATP11-domain-containing protein. Bases 23 to 1087 code for a protein of 354 amino acids. Lineage: Eukaryota; Fungi; Basidiomycota; Agaricomycetes; Polyporales; Polyporaceae. The transcript has 3 exons. Gene Ontology annotation, cellular component: mitochondrion. Gene Ontology annotation, biological process: mitochondrial proton-transporting ATP synthase complex assembly. The record is from RefSeq and is a predicted model, not a curated record.